AAUCGGAAACCAUACAUUCCUUCCUGCGGAUGCCAAUUUGCCAGGACCUCAUCUCAAAAUCAGCAACCCCUAUAUAACCAUGUCAUAACCCAGAGAACAAAAACUGCCAAUCAGAUCAGAUCAUCAAAGUUCAGUUUCAGGAGAACAGCUGGGAAAAUGUGGAGCGCGGGAUGCGUGGAUCAGUGGAUGCCGACGGCGGCGAUGGUGGCCACGAACAUCGUGAUCGCUGUCAUGACCGCGCUGCUCAAGCAGGCGCUGAGCCAGGGGAUGAACCGGCUGGUCCUCAUCACUUUCAGGCAGAUGCUGGCCACUGUAUUCCUUGGCCCCAUUGCCUACUUCAAGGACAGGAAGACAAGACCAAAGCUGAGUGCUGAAAUCUUUGUGUACAUGUUCCUUAGUGGAAUCCUUGGCCCGGUGCUGCUCCAGUACACGCUCUUUGUUGGAUUGGAGUACACUACAGCAACGUUUGCUGCAACUUUCUCCAAUCUUCUCCCAGUGGUUACCUUCUUGAUUUCACUCGCUUUCGGGUAUGAAGCAGUGGAAGUGAGGAGCAGGUCAGGGAGCGCCAAGAUCUCCGGCACGCUGCUCUCCCUCUCCGGCGCCAUGAUGCUCACCUUCUACAAGGGCUCGCCCCUCACCCACCUCCACCACACCACAUCAUCGUCGUCCUCGGCGCCGGCGGGGUCCGCCGGGCAUGGCGGCGACGCGGUGCGGUGGGUGCUCGGGUCGGCGUCGAUGCUAGCGAACGUGGUGGGGUUCGCGGGGUGGCUGCUGCUGCAGCGGCGGUUCACGAGCCGGUACCCGGCGGUGUACUCGGCGACGGCGUUCAUGUCGCUGCUCAGCUUCGUCCAGGCUGGCGCGCUCGCGCUCUCCACGCAGCGCUGCGCCGCCGAGGUCUGGCUGCCCAGGGGCGCCGUCCAGAUCGCCGCCAUCGUCUACUGCGGGGUGGUGGCGUCGGGGAUCGGGUACCUGAUGCUGACCUACAGCGUGGAGAAGAGAGGGCCCGUCUUCACCGCCGCCUUCAGCCCGCUGUCGCAGAUGUUCGUCGCCGCCAUCGACCUCUUCCUCCUCCACGAGCCGCUCUACCUCGGAAGCGUGCUGGGGUCGGUGCUGGUCAUCCUGGGGCUCUACCUCGUCCUCUGGGGCAAGAGAUCAGAGCAAGCCGCCGCCGCCGCCGCUCUGACGAAGCCGGCGCAAGCAGCAGCAGCAGCUGACCUCCAUGGAGAAGUAGAACAGCAGCAAGACAGAGUGUGAACUCUCAACUGCAGCUGCAGAUGCAUCACACCUGAACUGACGGCGACACCCAUGUCAAAUAGCAGAAAAAUCUGAAUGAUCUGCUCACUCUGGAUGCCAUGUCUACAUGAUCGAUCCUCCAAUACGAGCUCUAAUUUUUAGCAGCUAUGUAUGGCAAAUUGGCAAAGCACAUGGCAUGAUGGCAGGGAAAGAAAGAAAGAAAGAAGGAUGUUGUAAUUUCUUCUGAUCCAUCAAUGCUGAUAAAUACACAGAAAAAUAGAUGCUGA
This is a messenger RNA of Brachypodium distachyon (stiff brome), 1520 nucleotides long. Its product is annotated as WAT1-related protein At3g30340. NCBI's taxonomy places the organism in Eukaryota, Viridiplantae, Streptophyta, Magnoliopsida, Poales, Poaceae. Gene Ontology annotation, molecular function: transmembrane transporter activity. Gene Ontology annotation, cellular component: plasma membrane. Bases 157 to 1254 code for a protein of 365 amino acids. The transcript has 5 exons. The record is from RefSeq and is a predicted model, not a curated record.